Andrographis paniculata is the source of this 2485-nucleotide messenger RNA. RefSeq names its product peptidyl-prolyl cis-trans isomerase CYP71. Gene Ontology annotation, biological process: protein folding; protein peptidyl-prolyl isomerization. The record is from RefSeq and is a predicted model, not a curated record. The transcript has 13 exons. The coding region runs from base 125 to 1984 and encodes 619 amino acids. Gene Ontology annotation, molecular function: peptidyl-prolyl cis-trans isomerase activity; protein binding. NCBI's taxonomy places the organism in Eukaryota, Viridiplantae, Streptophyta, Magnoliopsida, Lamiales, Acanthaceae.
UUCAAAUUGAAUUUGAAGUAAAAGACUCCGAUUUGGGGAAAAGAUUUUAGGCGUCGGACGAUCACGCAGUGAUUAAUCGACUACAAAAUUUGGGUAAUUUGGAAUAGCUGUGCCAAGGAAGAGCAUGGAGGCAGCUCCGGAAGACAACGGGAACAGCGCCGCCGGGGAGGGAGAAGAGGCGAUGAUUGGUCCCGGUCCGGCGCCUCGUGCUCGGCUUAAACGUCCCCUUCAGUUUGAGCAGGCCUAUCUCGAAGCUCUCCCCUCUGCCAAUAUGUAUGAGAAGAGUUACAUGCACCGCGAUGUGGUCACGCAUGUAGCGGUUUCAGCUGCUGAUUUCUUCAUAUCUGGGAGUGCAGAUGGUCAUUUGAAAUUUUGGAAGAAGAAGUCCAUGGGCAUAGAGUUUGCCAAACAUUUUCGAUCCCAUCUUGGUCCAAUAGAGGGCCUGGCCGUUAGCAUAGAUGGUGCACUUUGUUGUACAAUUUCGAAUGAUCGCUCAGUCAAAAUAUACGAUGUAUUUAACUAUGACAUGAUGGCGAUGAUACGUCUUCCUUAUGUACCUGGUUGUGCUGAGUGGGUCUAUAAACAAGGUGAUGUCAAGGCCAAACUUGCAAUUGGUGACAGGAACUCUUCCUUUGUCCACAUAUAUGAUGCUCGCUCUGGUUCUAAUGAAUCUAUAAUGUCUAGAGAGAUGCAUAUAGGCUCAAUAAGAUGUAUGAAGUACAACCAUGAAUACAAUACAGUGAUUUCUGCAGAUGACAAAGGAAUGAUUGAGUACUGGAAUCCCACUUCACUACAGUUUCCUGAAACUGGGGUGGCUUUUAAACUAAAAAGCGAUACUGACCUUUUUGCCAUAGCAAAAUGCAAAACCACUGUUUCUUCUAUUGAGGUGAGUCCAGAUGGGAAGCAGUUUUCGGUCACAUCUCCUGAUCGUAGAAUACGUGUGUUUUGGUUUAGAACGGGAAAAUUGAGGCGUGUAUAUGAUGAAUCUCUUGAGGUUGCCCAAGAUCUUCAGAGGAGUGAUGUUCCUCUAUACAGGCUAGAAGCUAUUGAUUUUGGACGACGGAUGGCUGUAGAAAAAGAAUUUGAGAAAACAGAAACUGCACCUCAACCUAAUGCUGUGUUUGAUGAAAGCUCCAACUUCCUCAUAUAUGCCACUCUUCUUGGAAUUAAAAUUAUAAAUCUACAUACCAACAAAGUUGCUCGAAUCCUUGGGAAGGUGGAGAAUAAUGAUAGAUUUUUAAGAGUUGCACUGUAUCAAGGUGAUAAAAGCAGUAAAAAAGUUCGAAAGAUUCCUGCUGCUGCAGCUAAUGCCAAUGAAAGCAAGGACCCUCUGAUAGAUCCUACUCUGUUGUGUUGUGCUUUCAAAAAGAGUAGAAUUUAUUUAUUCAGUCGGAGAGAGCCGGAGGAACCUGAGGAUGCAACUAAGGGAAGAGAUGUGUUUAAUGAAAAACCACCUGCUGAUGAACUCUUGGCUGUAUCAGAGCUUGGAAAAGCUGCAACGACAUCUCUCCCAGAUAAUGUGAUCUUGCACACUACCAUGGGUGAUAUUCAUAUGCGGCUGUAUCCUGAAGAAUGCCCCAAAACAGUCGAGAACUUCACAACACAUUGCAAAAAUGGUUAUUAUGACAAUCUGAUCUUUCACCGUGUCAUCAGAGGGUUCAUGAUUCAGACAGGAGACCCUCUGGGAGAUGGAACUGGGGGGCAAUCUAUAUGGGGAAGGGAGUUUGAAGAUGAAUUUCACAAAAGUUUGCGGCACGACAGGCCAUUCACGGUCUCAAUGGCUAAUGCCGGGCCGAACACCAAUGGCUCUCAAUUCUUCAUUACAACUGUUGCCACCCCAUGGUUGGACAACAAGCACACUGUUUUUGGCAGAGUCGUAAAAGGAAUGGACGUAGUGCAGGGCAUAGAGAAAGUGAAGACAGACAAGGCGGACAAACCGUACCAAGAUGUGAAAAUUCUAAAUGUGACUAUUCCAAAGUUGUGAUGAGUGAGUUCCUCUUUAUAGAGGCAUCCUAUUUUUGUUCAUUCAUUUCUCUUGCAAUUUGCACUAGAAAAGGACCUUCUGUUACAAACAUGCUUAUCAAAGUUUAUAUCAUUGACUAACAUCAGCCCCUUCGAUUUCAGUCGGCAAAAUGAGACAAGCUUAAGUAGUUUAUAGGGCUCAUGGUUAGAUUUGUAGGGUUCGCGGAGAAUGCCGGAGGAGGGGGUGCUUUGGAAGAGGCAGAUCAUCUGCAGCAUAUGGUUUUAGGUAUGCAUAAACAUGUUGUAAUGAUUCAUUAUGGAUGUUUUUACUGUGUACUUGAAAUUGAAUCAUGGGUGUGUUUGCUUGGCCUUUUGGCUAUGUAUUUUGAUUUUGGAGGGUCUUUAUUUAAAUUUUAUUUGAUACAAGAAUGGUAAAAUAAUGUGCAGUGGUUUUGUGGAAGAGGGUUGUAUGAUGACAAUAUGACAGGCUAAUGUUAUUGUGUUGAUACUGACACUAUAUAUA